Arctia plantaginis is the source of this 1554-nucleotide messenger RNA. The record is from the annotation of a GenBank genome assembly. NCBI's taxonomy places the organism in Eukaryota, Metazoa, Arthropoda, Insecta, Lepidoptera, Erebidae.
AUGUUUGAGAAACAUCAAAUAUCGUCGAGAAUGGAAGAAGACACAGAAACACAAAAACGCAACCCAACAAGCGAAUACACUUUCGAAGAUGCGUUUGAAAAGACAGGUCAUGGCAAAAUCAACCACUUGGUGCUGUUCACCAGUGGUCUGAUCAUGCUGAAUGUAUCCAUGGAGUCAGUCGGUAUGAGCUACGCCAUCACAGCAGCGGAGUGCGAAUUGCAUUUGAACAGUCAACAGAAGGGCCUGGUUAAUGCUGCUGCAUUUAUUGGUAUAAUCAGUACAUCAUUCCUAUGGGGCUACUUAGUUGACAGAUUAGGAAGACGUGCAGUGAUGCUGCCAGCCAUAGUCGUUUCUGCCAUCUUCUCCAUCAUAUCCUCAUUCUCGAGUAACGUCUGGAUGCUGAUCCUCUUUAGGUUCCUGACAGGAUGUUCAGUAUCUGCAUCCAGUGCAACAGUAUACGCUUACCUUGGCGAAAUGCACACCAACUCUAAACGAGCAUCCGCCAUCGCCUGGGGAUCUGCCUUCAUAUCCUUCUCAUUCAUAACUCUACCAGGUCUAGCCUGGAUAAUAAUCCCAGGCAAGUGGUCUUUUACGUUGGGCUACAUGGAGAUCGUCCCCUGGCGCGCGUUCGUCUGCCUGUGGUGUAUCCCUGGGUUAACAUCUGCUAUCAUUCUUCUGUUCUUGCCUGAAAGCCCGCGGUUCCUGCUCGUUGCCAAGGGUCCGGAGGCUGCGUUGCCAGUUCUAGCGAAGAUGUACAAAUGGAAUUACGGUGGAAGUGCUGACGAUUUUCCUGUAAAGAAGAUAAGAUCAGGCGGUGAGGAGGUGAAGAAGGCAGGUUUUGCAGGAGCCAUCAAGAACGUGAGCGUCAUGUUCAAGGGGCCUCUGCUGAAAUGUGUAAUAAUAUCACAUGUCUCCAUGUUUACUAUUUUCAUGUUAUCAAGCGGUCUAUACGUCUGGGUACCAGAUAUACUGAACAGCAUCCUCAAAAGUGGGUUCAACCAAAAGAUCUCCAUCUGUCAGAUUAUAGAAGACAAAUUUUUGAAUGCUACUUUAUCACCACAAAAGACCUGCGAGGCUGAAGUAUCAAUAGCUAUGUUCCCGAUAUCAAUGUCGAUGGGAGCGGUAUUCGCGUUCACUUACUUGGCCAUAGGAUUCUUGAUCAAUAAGCUUGGAAGAAAAACCAUGUACUGUGGAGUAAUGUUUAUUUGUGGAGUGGCGUUGGUGGGCGCGGCCUUCGUUCCUGAGGGGGUGGCGGCCACGGCGCUGCUCAUCGUGUCGCUGUGCUCCGGCUGCGCCGCUUCCAUCCUCGCGGCUAUUGCCGUUGAUGUGUUUCCGACUUCUUUGAGGGCGAUGGCGAUGUGCGUGAUGUACAUGGUGGGACGAGCUGGGGCAGCCGUGGGCUCGUACCUGCUGGGCGCCACGCUCGACCUGCACUGCCUUGAAGCUUUUACAGCCCUCGGAAUUUUUACUUCUGGUUCCACAAUACUAAUGAUGUUUUGGCCAAAUCCAGAAAAAGUGCGGAAACAAAUGGAGGACAAAGGAUUCUCGUACUAA